Messenger RNA from Boeremia exigua, 724 nucleotides. RefSeq names its product GTP cyclohydrolase 1 type 2/Nif3. The coding region runs from base 225 to 563 and encodes 112 amino acids. The transcript has 4 exons. Lineage: Eukaryota; Fungi; Ascomycota; Dothideomycetes; Pleosporales; Didymellaceae. The record is from RefSeq and is a predicted model, not a curated record.
ACAGACGUCAUAGUCUUUAAUGAUACUCAGUCUGUUAGAUCAAGUCCAAUCAUCCAACUUCUCAUUCGAUGAUCUAUUUCCACAUGUAUGCCUCGUCUGCGUCGAACCUUGCCUAGCAGGUGCGGCCGCUUCCACCUUCACCCGUCGCCACGCCAUCACUACAUCUCUAGUACGAACCCACUGUCAAGCAUUUUUCUCAACCCAACCUUUACGUCUGUUUCACUAUGUGCACUCUCCUAAAGUUCAAGCUGGUCUUCUUCGUCCCACCCAGCGCCCUCGAGGCGUGCAAAACCGCCAUCUUUGCUGCGGGCGCUGGUCACUUCCCAGGCACCGCCGGGUACAGUGAGUGUUGCUUCACGUCCAAGGGUACUGGACAAUUCAUACCAGGCGCUGCAGCCAACCCGCAUAUCGGCAAGGUUGGCACCUUGGAGGAAGUGGAAGAGUAUCGAGUUGAAACGAUAUGCUUGGGUAGAGAUACCGCAGUGGCAGCAGUGGCAGCAUUGAGGAAAGCACAUCCGUACGAAGAGCCGGCUUACGAGGUCUACAAGAUAGAAGACAUGUGAGAUGAUUGCCAUUGUUGCAAAUGUGGAAUCGGAGCAGACAACAUCACCUAGGUCGUAAAAUAUGCUCACAGGUAACCGAAUUCGCCAUUGGAAAGCUCCCAAGAUUUCGCUGUCAUAUUUUCGUAGUACUUCCAAUGCACGUUAACCUCGCAACGUAGCCU